This is a messenger RNA of Ruditapes philippinarum (Manila clam), 849 nucleotides long. RefSeq names its product choline transporter-like protein 1. Gene Ontology annotation, cellular component: membrane. Gene Ontology annotation, molecular function: transmembrane transporter activity. The record is from RefSeq and is a predicted model, not a curated record. The coding region runs from base 40 to 849 and encodes 269 amino acids. The transcript is spliced from 6 exons. Gene Ontology annotation, biological process: transmembrane transport. NCBI's taxonomy places the organism in Eukaryota, Metazoa, Mollusca, Bivalvia, Venerida, Veneridae.
GUUGAUGACAUUGAAACCGAGAUAAUUCCUGGAAGAAUAAUGGUCUGUCAUAGAUGUUGCUGCAGCAGUGAUACAAAGGCACCUAGCGACGAAGAUCAGGACGGCGAAUUUCAUGGACCACUAGAACAGAGGGAAUGUCGUGAUGUCAUCUUUCUUAUAAUCUUCAUAGCUUUUAUAUUCGGAAUUUUUGGCAUCACCUAUAUAUCUGUUAAACAAGGCAAUCCUUAUCGUCUGGUAUAUGGUGUUGACAGCUAUGGCAACGUUUGUAAUCAGAAAAAUGAUAAAAUAGAUGGCGUUUUCUAUUCUGGACAAGAUAACACCGACAAACCGAAAGUAUUUUUCUUCGACCCGACAUAUUUCACAUCUAUGUUGCCCAACAGCCCAUUUCCUUCUUUUUCUGAAGAUGACACGGAAAUCAUCUGCAUAGAAAAGUGUCCACCUAAUGAAACGGAAGUCAUUGAUUUCUUCAUGAAUGAGGGUGUGAAUCUUUGUCAUUAUAAUGUAACACCGUACGUGGAUAAUAUCAAACAAUGCCCGGCUACCCCAGUGCAAAAACAUGAGAGUGUCUUCAAUCGAUGUAUCCCGGAAUAUAUCGUGAAGUAUGCUAAAGACAUAGCGUCAUCGUUUGCAUCUGUUCUUAGUAACAGUUACAUGGGCAGUAAUGCGCCACAGAAAAUUGUGUCUGACUUGAAGAACACGUGGAUAGAGAUUGGUUACCUAUCCGCUAUAUCAGUGGGUGUGGCUUUUAUUGUGGUUUUGCUAAUGAGGUUCUUAGCAGCAGUGAUAGUAUGGACAUUGGUUAUCGGGGUGAUGUUGUUCUCAAUGGGUGCUUCUACUUACUGCUGGUAA